AAUUUGGAAGAGACAAUAUUUUCAGAAUGAGAGUACUACUCUUAUCAAUUUUUAUUUCCAUGCUUCUACAAUUAUCCUAUACAGUGAAAUAUGAAGAUAAUACCAGAUUAAUUAAUGAUUUAUUUGGAAAACGCUAUGUUUCCUCUUUUCAAAAUGGUAAUGUUUCUUUAGGAUUAAGUUUAACUGAUGUCACUGAAGUUGAUGGUGAACUUAUAACUUUUAAUGUUUGGCAAAGAAUGUCCUGGGAGGACUUUAGAUUACGUUGGUCUGUUGAAGAUUACAAAGUUACAUCUCUACAUGUACCAAUCAAUAUGAUUUGGAGUCCUGAUAUUAUUCUAUACAAUCAGGCACGUAAAGAUAUUAAUCUUGCCGAUGUUCUUGCAAUUGUCAAACACAAUGGAAACAUUUUGUACAUUUCUCCAAAACUAAUAACGGUAAGAUGUCCACUGGAUAAGAAAAGAGGAGAAUAUCAUUGCAAUUUCAAAUAUGCUUCAUGGACUUAUCACGGAAAUCAGAUAGAUGUAAACUUUUAUAAUGAUAUGAAAAAUAUUGACUUUAGUGAAUACUAUGGAAAAUAUAGAAUUAUUAAAAAUACUGGUAGACGUAAUGUGAAACAAUAUGCAUGUUGUGAGGAAACCUAUCCAGAUAUCACAUUUACAAUUAUACUGUCAAAACGUUAAAAUGCUGAUCUUUGGUAUCUUUAAUACAAAAAUCACAUAUUGAAAAAAAUUAAUGAUUACUUACAGAAAGAGAAUGAUAAAAUUUUUGAUUAAAAAAAUGAAGACAUCAUAAUAAAUACAUAAUUAAUCUAUCACAUUUAUAUUUAAAACUGUAUUUUUCUUCUUAUUCAUGCAUUUAUACAAUGAAAUUUGACUCCUCUUAAUAAUUUUUCGAAAUGAAACUUUUAUCUUUUUUCUUUUUCAUCUAUAAGUGUUUGCCUAACAAAAAACAUCACAAAAUACACUGCUCAACCCUAACCUUCCUGGCCCUUUUGUCUUGAAAUUUUGUUUGAUGGCAUAAAAUCAGCUACAUUUUCACUGUCUAAAUUGUUAAUAAAAAGUUUAUUUCAAAGGAAUAAUUUAAUCUAUCAUUUUGAAUAAGUGAAACCUGAAAUGUUCAUUAAAAAACUGUGUUCUCUUUUUCAUAUUUGAAUUACUUACAAAAAGCAAAAGCAAUUAUACUGCUUAUUUUAAAAAUUAUGUCUUAAAUAAAACUUAGAGG
Messenger RNA from Dimorphilus gyrociliatus, 1221 nucleotides. NCBI's taxonomy places the organism in Eukaryota, Metazoa, Annelida, Polychaeta, Dinophilidae. The record is from the annotation of a GenBank genome assembly.